CCCUCUGUCCCCUCCCGCGAGCCUCGGGGUUCCUCAGCUGGCCGAGGUCGAGUCAGUGUCAGUCAGGGAGGCGAACUGCUGAGCACUGGCCGCGGACGCUCAGUUGCAGUCUCGCCCAGGGGCAGGUACCUGCGCUCGCGCCGCCGGGUGGAAAGGAUGAAGCCGCAGCUGGAGCAGCCACCCUAUGAUUGGCUGUGGCGCUUGUGAACCCAAAGUAAAGAUGGCGGGCGGGCAGGCAGCCGCCGCACUGCCCACUUGGAAGAUGGCGGCGCGCCGCAGCCUCAGCGCCCGCGGCCGGGGGGUCCUGCAGGCGGCUGCGGGGCGGCUGCUGCCGCUGCUCCUGCUGAGCUGCUGCUGCGGCGCGGGCGGCUGCGCAGCGGUGGGCGAGAACGAGGAGACGGUGAUCAUCGGGCUGCGGCUGGAGGACACGAACGACGUGUCGUUCAUGGAAGGGGGGGCGCUGCGGGUGAGCGAACGGACCCGGGUCAAGCUGCGGGUGUACGGGCAGAACAUCAACAACGAGACGUGGUCCCGCAUCGCCUUCACCGAACACGAGCGGCGGCGCCACAGCCCGGGGGAGCGCGGGCUGGGGGGCCCCGCGCCGCCGGAGCCGGACAGCGGCCCCCAGCGCUGCGGCAUCCGCACCUCAGACAUCAUCAUCUUGCCCCACAUCAUUCUCAACCGCCGCACCUCGGGCAUCAUCGAGAUCGAGAUCAAACCGCUACGCAAGAUGGAGAAGAGCAAGUCCUAUUACCUGUGCACGUCGCUCUCCACGCCCGCCCUGGGUGCCGGCGGCUCGGGAUCCGCGGGUGGCGCCGUCGGGGGCAAGGGCGGCUCGGGGGUGGCCGGGCUCCCGCCACCCCCGUGGGCCGAGACCACCUGGAUUUACCACGACGGCGAGGACACCAAGAUGAUCGUAGGCGAAGAGAAGAAAUUCCUGCUGCCCUUCUGGCUGCAGGUGAUCUUCAUUUCGCUGCUGCUGUGCCUGUCGGGCAUGUUCAGUGGCCUCAACCUGGGGCUCAUGGCCCUGGACCCGAUGGAGCUGCGCAUCGUGCAGAACUGCGGCACGGAGAAGGAGAAGAAUUACGCCAAGCGCAUCGAGCCGGUGCGCAGGCAGGGCAACUACCUGCUGUGCUCACUGCUGCUGGGCAACGUGCUGGUCAACACCACGCUCACCAUCCUGCUCGACGACAUCGCCGGCUCGGGCCUCGUGGCUGUGGUGGUCUCCACCAUCGGCAUCGUCAUUUUCGGGGAGAUAGUGCCCCAGGCCAUCUGCUCCCGCCACGGCCUGGCUGUGGGGGCCAACACCAUCUUCCUCACCAAGUUUUUCAUGAUGAUGACCUUCCCCGCUUCCUACCCGGUCAGCAAGCUGCUGGACUGCGUCCUAGGCCAGGAGAUAGGCACCGUCUAUAACCGGGAAAAACUGCUGGAGAUGCUCCGGGUCACCGACCCCUACAACGACCUCGUUAAGGAGGAACUGAACAUCAUCCAAGGGGCGCUGGAGCUCCGCACCAAGACGGUGGAGGACGUGAUGACACCACUCCGGGACUGCUUCAUGAUCACUGGCGAAGCCAUCCUGGACUUCAACACCAUGUCUGAGAUCAUGGAGAGCGGCUACACCCGCAUUCCAGUGUUUGAAGGGGAGCGCUCCAAUAUCGUGGACCUGCUGUUCGUCAAAGACUUGGCCUUCGUGGAUCCAGAUGACUGUACUCCCCUGAAAACCAUCACCAAAUUUUAUAACCACCCCUUGCACUUUGUUUUCAAUGACACCAAGUUGGACGCUAUGCUGGAAGAAUUUAAGAAAGGUAAAUCUCACCUGGCUAUCGUGCAGCGGGUAAACAAUGAGGGAGAAGGAGAUCCGUUUUAUGAAGUUUUGGGAAUUGUCACCUUAGAAGAUGUGAUUGAAGAAAUCAUCAAAUCUGAGAUUCUAGAUGAAACAGAUUUAUACACUGACAACAGAACAAAAAAGAAAGUAGCUCACCGGGAACGAAAGCAAGAUUUUUCUGCCUUUAAGCAGACAGACAGCGAGAUGAAGGUUAAAAUAUCACCACAGCUCCUCCUGGCCAUGCACCGUUUCCUAGCAACAGAAGUAGAAGCAUUUAGCCCAUCCCAGAUGUCAGAGAAGAUCCUUCUAAGGCUGCUAAAGCAUCCCAAUGUCAUCCAGGAACUGAAGUAUGAUGAGAAGAACAAGAAAGCCCCUGAAUACUACCUCUACCAGCGCAACAAGCCAGUAGACUACUUCGUUCUCAUUCUGCAGGGGAAAGUGGAAGUGGAAGCUGGGAAAGAAGGUAUGAAGUUUGAAGCGAGCGCCUUCUCAUACUACGGCGUGAUGGCCCUGACAGCCUCUCCAGUUCCUUUGUCCCUGUCUCGUACCUUUGUUGUCAGCAGAACAGAGUUGUUAGCAGCAGGUUCUCCAGGUGAAAAUAAGUCCCCUCCUCGCCCAUGUGGCUUGAAUCACUCAGACUCCCUCAGUCGAAGCGACCGGAUUGACGCCGUAACACCAACACUGGGGAGCAGCAAUAACCAGCUCAAUUCUUCGCUCCUCCAAGUCUAUAUCCCCGAUUACUCGGUGCGAGCCCUUUCGGAUCUGCAGUUUGUUAAGAUCUCAAGACAGCAAUACCAAAAUGCCUUGAUGGCAUCCCGGAUGGACAAAACCCCUCAGUCUUCAGACAGUGAAAACACUAAAAUCGAAUUGACUCUUACGGAGCUGCAUGACGGGUUGCCAGACGAGACAGCCAACCUGCUCAAUGAACAGAACUGUGUGACGCACAGUAAGGCCAACCACAGCCUGCACAACGAAGGCGCCAUCUAGGCCGCACUGGCUGCACCCGCCCAGGCCUGCACCCACCCACUCCCGAGGGCCCGGCCCCGUCUGCCCAUGACUUCACUGGUGUGAGCUUGUCCGCCAUGCUGCACCCUGCAACAUCCUGAGACCAAAGACCUUGUGCCCUUCCCAGGAGCCGCAGAGGAGGACGGUGAGGGGAGGAAUGGAAACUAGAAAUAUGAAGUUGGCGGCCGGGGCAUGGCGUUCAAGAUUUUGGAGAUGAACUGAUUCCGCCCAAAUAGAAUCAUGUUUAUUUUUUCAGCUCUCCCCUUCAUCGUUAUUCACGCUCUCUGCCCUCGAUUUGCAUGAAGUUGAAAAUUGUCGCGAUUUAUUUUUUCAAGAGAUCAUGUUUUUAAAGUGUCUUUUGCAGAGUUUUAAGUUGUUCUGUCUGAACUCUGCUGUGAUCCCAUGAUGUGACCCUAAUAGGCUGGACUUGCCCCUCCGGUAGCCUUCCUUGGCCCUCCCAGGGAGGAGCACCCUUCCUCUGUGCCCCAGUGGGCAUCACUGUCGAACUCGCUGGCUGAAUGAAGAAGACCGUGUUACUGCAGAACCUGCCAAGUGUGUCAUCACUGUGGGGUGUAGCCUGCCUCAGAGGGACCUGCAGUCGCCUCUCUGAGCUCAGUGGUAUUUUGAGAAGUUAAUGUUUAAUUGUACCCCUUUCCCUCAGGAAGAUUUAACAUUUGCUUGGGAAUGUGAUUUUGCUCCCACCCUAAGGAAUUUUUAUCACCAAAAUGAAUAUUAAUGAAUUUAAAACCCAUGGUUCAUCAUUGGCAAGAGGCAAGUUGACUUCAUCCGGUCAUUCCAGCCUGGGGUCUCCCAGCCAGCCCUCCUCCCUGACCCAGUGCCCAAGCUCACAGAGUGUCGCCGCCCACCUCCCUGGUCCUUGCUCUUGUUAACCCAAGAUGCUGCUACACAGAUGCCAAAUGGAAAUCAUCCACGGGGCUGUUCAGUAAACACGUGAUGUGGAGUGCAAGCUCCUCCCCUUCCCGCUAGGACAUACAUUAACAGAAAAGGAGUCGGACCUUCUAGCUGCACUCUACUGUGUGCUGGGAAGGCAUUUCUAGACCCAUGUUUUUAAAGGAGGGAACUUUGGGGAUUGCCAGCCCCUGCUCCUCCUCCCAGGGAGCCAACUGUCCCUCCUCCCCUGUCCCUGGGCCCAUGGGGCCCGGCAGAGUGGCUGUGUCCCCUGCCUGAGGGCCUCUGCCUCCUCCCUCAGAUGCGGCCCGUGCCAGAGAGGCUGCCUGCACAGCCAGGGUCAGUUUGGCCCCAAACAGGGAUUCAGAAACCAAAUGCGUGUUGUGGCCAUUUUAUGUGUGUCUCCGUCUUAUUUUAAUACCAAAUUCAUCAUGUAGUGAAAUUAUGUCAGGAGGUAUUUGAGUGACUGAAUUCUUAACUAUAGCUUAUCUGUGUUUUGUUAGCCUGAGGGAUAUGUGCAGGUUGUUGGCGCUAUUCAUACACUGAAAUGAAAUCAUACUGACCAGUGUACACACGAGAUGAUCAGUCCUCGCCGCAUCCAUCACUAGGAAAGGAGAGAGCGUUUUCUGCUUAGGCUCACUGCGCGGAGGGAGGCCUUGGCUAAGCAGCAGUAUUCUCCUCCCUACUCCAGGUAGGAAGUCUGUUCAGCCAUGGCUGGGCUGUGUGCAGGGCAGGGAGCGUGGCUGAGGAGCAGACAGCAGCGGGCAGCCUGGUGAGCCGUUCGGUGCCUCACGUGUCGUGCGUGCCCGGCUUAGUAUUUCCUCUGGGAUGUCAGUCCUGGAGUGUCUUCCUCAGAAGGUGCCAUGCCCCUUAGUAGGGGGAAGUACUGAUCUCACUUGAUGUAGAGGGUGCUGAGUGGCCUGCUACUGGCAUGCAACCUGCCCCCGUGGGAUGAAGCCCCACUGUGUAGCUUGACCUUAGAGGGGAGCCCACUCUAAGCAUCCUUUUUUUAAACAGAGCCAUCCAAAUAUAAAAGUCAGUUUCUUAAGAUCCCUGUCCCUGAGCACAGCACCAGUGUGAUGAGUGUCUAAAGAUGAGGAGUCCCUGCAACAGAGCGAAGCCUGGCCCAUGCUGGGGGAGGGUGUCUGUGCCCCGCUUCGGGCCUGCGCAGUGCUGGCCUUCCCUGAGCGGUGGGGAGUCAGGCCUGCCUAGCCCAGCUUCUCUGGCCUCAGGAGCUCCGCCCUGUCAACCUGCCCGGGCUCACAUCUGCUUCUCCACACAGUCUGUCUCAGGGAUGCCUUGCUACUGGGAGAGCCUCUGGAAUCAGAGCUAGUGUGUUGGUGCCCUUUUCAGAGCUCUGCUGUUCCUUUAUGAAUCCUAAAGCACAGUCUGGGAAGAGGAGAGGGGAUGCCAGUUGCUGCCUCUGACUUGAGGGAGAAGCAGACUUCUUCAUACUGUCUUACCUGCUCGGCGUGAUGGCUUCUUGCAAAUUAUUCUCUUAUAAAAGAGCUCGGCAGGAGCGGCUCAUCAGUGGGGCUCCCAAAGUUUGAAAUUUUAACUGCCAAGUUCGUAUUCGUUUUCUGUUAUUCUUUACCUUCUAUUAGUCACACUAUUUGAUAACGUUAAGGAAUCUAAAAUCCUGUCAGAUUUUAACAUCUCUGACAGGAAUGAAGGUUAACAUCUCUGGGGAGAGCAUAGGACCCUUCAAACAACACUCAUCUCUGAGCAACCAGAUUCCUCUUCCAGGCCCCACUUUCCCUCAGGAAACCAACCUUUCGGAUGGUUGGAGGAGAAACGCUGGGCUCUUGCUUGUCUGGGACAGCAGGAGAAGGACUUUGGCUUGGAAGGCCUCUGCCAUUCAUCUCUACAAAGCCAGUGGGGUCCGGCAGAGAAGGACCGGGGAAUAGCUGCAGUCUCGACGUGGCUGCUUUUUGGCCCCUCUGCUGGACUGCCCUCCCAUGGCUGCGACCUUUCCAAGUGUGGAAAGGAGUGGGUCAAGUAGACCAGAUGCAGACCCCUGGAUACUGACAGGAGGCCUCACCCUCCUUUACGGGGUCUCUCCGGGUGGGAUGGGGCCUCCCCUCCUCCUGAGCAGCCACUGGUGCCCCGUGGUUCCGCUGGAACUAAAUCCCUAGCAUCCAGAUGGUCCUGGGACGCUCUGCCUUCUCUGUAAAGGAGGAGGGCUUUUCUCCUGCUGUCUUGGAGGUUCCUUCCCUUCACUGCUUGUCCCAUAUGCAUCAGGCAAAUUCAAACUCAUACAUUUAAACUCUUAGGAAAACAAAAUCUUAAGACUUACACAGAUAUUGGGGUGCUAAUCAACUAGCUUAAAUCUUGGUUCUUACAUAUUUUGAACUUGAAAGGGUACAUUGAACUCUGUUCUUUCUUCCCUCCUCACCUCACUCCCUGCAGGGAGUUAAAUGCCAUGUUGAAGCGGUUGGCAUCCCCAAGUGGGAGGGAGUGGGGCAGCUUACCAUCUUCUAAUGUGACUUCAAGGAACAAUGCAGAUGUUGAAUGCAGAGCUCCACACUAAUAUGGAACAAUAACUGUGAGUAUAUUUACCUGUGCUGUCCUCAGCACUGUACACUAAAGGACCAGCUUUUCCAAGCCUAGGAAAAUAAUGGUAGAUACAAAUAGAAAUACAUUUUCCCUAGGAAAUGGAGCAAUAGGAAUUUGAGCUAAGCAGGAACCAUGAACUUCUGCCCUCAAAUUCUGUCUUCAGGUUGAGCAGACCUGUGUAGGCCCUGGCUGAUCAAGCCUGUGUCCUGCCUAGUGAAAACACAACCCCUCUGUCAUCUGAAAGCCAGCCGGGGAUCUGUAGCCAUCCUCGCCUUCCCUAGGCCCAGGAAGGUGAGGGCUCCUGGGUAACCAGGCUUGUCCCUGUUGUUCCCCAGGGGUGAUGUAGGCCGAUGACUCAUCUGGCUGGCACAUGAAGGUGCUCACCUUGUUCUCUGGGGCUCCAAGCAAGAGCAGGCCAGGGAGGGCUGGCUUUCCACACUGCAUUACAUGACCUGAGCUCCCUGGUGGCAUGGGAAAAACUCCCCUCUGCUUUUGAGCCCAGAAUGGGCUUUUCUUUGCAAAGAGUUGAGGAGAAAUACAAGACUGAGCUGGCAGGUUAGGGUCUGGGAGGCCUCUGAGGUACCAUUGCUUACUUCUUUACUGAGGAAACUGGCUCUUGUCCUGGGCCAUGUAGUUCCAUUCUGGGCUCUAGACUAGUGGUGCUUCUGUCCAUCAAGGGUAUCUGGGUGAGGUGUAGGUUAACCCAGAAUUAGUAGGGAUAUAGGGGUUUGAAUAGGAAAGUGAUUUGGGGAUUCAGAAAUUUUUCUGAUGUAAUUUAUCAAUGAGCAACUUCUCAGUUGAGUUUUAUACCUCAGGGUCAUUUGCAAAUCUUUUAUCUUUUCCUGUUUCUUAGGUGUUCAAGUUGGUUAAUAGGAGAGAGAUGUUCAGAGACUUCUAAGUUGAGGUUCAUUUGCCUCCAUUUGAGGGGUGAGUGGUGCACCAAUAGCUUGCUGCUAUUACUCAGCAAGGCUGUGACAAGCCGGCCUUCCUCCUCUAGCACUUGCAAGCUUUCUGUCUGCAAUCACGGUUUACUUGCCCAUUUCCCUUUUGCUACCUUCUUUCCUAUCUGGAGAUUCAUAUUCCAGAGUCCCUGGUCAACCCUACAGACGCAAAGAGGAGACGGCAGUUCAUAGCAACUGCAUAGAGCAGGGAGCAGCUUUCCUCCCACCAUCCUAGGCAGGGGACCUUCUUUGCUUCUCAGACCUGAGCUCAAGUAAGCAUGUUCUGUCUGUACGCUAGAGCCACUGACAUCAUCUCUACUAGAAUUGUUUUAAGUAUCUUUUGAUGGGAAAUACCAGGUUGAACUUCAAGCAGCAGGGAAACAAAGGUUCUAGCUGCAAGAGAAUAAAGUUCUAGGUGUUUGUAUGCCGAGGUUUUUAUGUACACAGAUCCAAUACAUCCUGUAAGAAAGUCUUGAGUACACAAGGUUUUCAGGUUUUAAUGCCCAUUGGGACCAUGAACAAAUGAGAAUGACUGGGAGCAUUGUCUUGCGUCGCUUGGAAGGAUGCCUUCUGGCAUGUACCCACAUCUGAUCCACAUGGAUUCACUUUUAGGAUGCAAUUCUUUGGGGGGCCAGAUUCCACUGCAGAUUCACCCUGAAGAGAACUAUCCAAUGGGCCUGGUGGGGCUUGGGUGCCUGCCCUUUUUGUUGGAGGCUCAGGCUUCAGAGCAGAGCAAAGUUGGGAAGAAUAAGGUCUUAGGAUUCUCAUUCCCCAGAGAGCCCCAGCCUCGCUUCUGAUUCAUUACUCCCCAAGUCUGAAGUCUACUGUGAAGGUGAAGUUAUCAAUUUUUUCUUGUUUCUUGAGUUCUUUAAACCCACAAAUGUAUAUGCUUUAUUUUAUAUUAUUUAUUAUGUACAUAUGCCUGUUAGUACUUCAUCUGUGACUAGGACAAGAUCUGUCUUGAAGCUUCCUCAUCCAUGGAUCCUAGGGUUCUGCUGUCCUUUAAGGCGGGUGAGAGGGUAGUGUUGUUUUUUAUAAACAGGUUGCUGCCUUUAUGUUGGCCCUAGCAUCCCCAGCCCCUUUAGUUGGGCCCACCUGUAUUCCUGAUGACAAGUGUUUUGGAUGCGGAUGGAGGCAGGUCUCCGACCUUGUGGGCAGGGCCUCUCAAGUACCUCCAUGAACUAUUUCCGAGGUGGUUUAUUGGUGACAGGCUCUCUUCCCCUAUGUAGGGUACAGUACAGCUGUGAGUCCAUGGCCUCCUUCCUCCCAAGGCAGGUCACUUGCCUGGCCCCACAAUGAUAAUGGUUUCUUCUACUUACCUUGAAUUGCAUAAUCCAUCUUUCUGGAUAAUGGAAGCUGCCUGCCCAUCUGGGCUCUUAAUAUGCCUUUUCUUGGUUUUGAGGCCCAGUGCCAACAUUGACUUGGCCCUCAAGUAAGACCCUGCUUUGUGUCUGACUUCCAUCCUCCUCAGCCUUUAUUCACUGUAUCAUAGUGUACAGGUCAUGCAUUUGAGCAGUGAAGUUUUCUGAACACAGUAUUCAGAGCUGUGUACAUAAACCCAAAUAAGCACAAAUGACAUGUAUAGGAUUAAUGAGCUGAUUGUCAUAAUGAAUGCAUUUUAUAAUUCAAAUGAUGUUGUAGAUGUACAGUCUCUCCUAUUUAUUUUGUACCAAUUUAUUUGUAAAUUUUGUGAUUGUUUUACAAGGUUUUUGUUUAUUUCUAUUCUAUUUAGAUAAAUGAUGUUCUGUUCA
Messenger RNA from Cercocebus atys (sooty mangabey), 8987 nucleotides. RefSeq names its product cyclin and CBS domain divalent metal cation transport mediator 2 (gene CNNM2). Bases 185 to 2812 code for a protein of 875 amino acids. Gene Ontology annotation, biological process: magnesium ion homeostasis; transport. Lineage: Eukaryota; Metazoa; Chordata; Mammalia; Primates; Cercopithecidae. The transcript is spliced from 8 exons. Gene Ontology annotation, molecular function: magnesium ion transmembrane transporter activity. The record is from RefSeq and is a predicted model, not a curated record. Gene Ontology annotation, cellular component: plasma membrane.